AUGUCGAACCGCAAGUCUUUCAGAAACAGAAAGAUUGACAACAAGAAACCCAUACGUAUAUACUUAGAAGAUGAAAUAACUGACCUUGACGAACUCACUGGAGUUGCUCGUAGCGUACCCGUUAUUGAAACAGGAGUAGACAAAGAUGAAGAGGAGGAACUCCACCUUCAAGAAGCAUUAACAGCCGCAUCAGCAGUAUUAGCAACGGGUGAUUUAUCUAAAGCAGCAGUAAUACCGACUCCACACGCACGUCGUGAAGUUCCAAAUUACGAAGAAUUAUAUGGCAGCAAGACAUGGACAGAUCCGUGCAGCUUAAUAAGAUUCUCUACACCAAUCGAAGAAUGCAUUGGAUGUCCAUAUACGCUCGAUGAGGAGGAUGAUCGAUGGCUGGCGGAAUAUAACAAGAAUGCACAGCCGGCCGCACGGAUAAGCGAAGACUAUUUUGAAAAAAUAAUGCAUCAAUUUGAUCAAAGUUCUAAGCGGAACAUAAUGGAUCUAAAAGAACUUCCAACGUGGGAACAGAUGGAAAAAUCGUGGAACGAGAAAUCAAUGAUACCAAAAUCGUUAGCACAAAUUGUGUACCCUCACUGGAAAGAACGACGUAUAAAGCGCGGUGGUCGUCCGAUUAUACCAAGAUUAAAACUUGAGGAAACAUCUAGAAAUGAGAAUGAUCCGUAUGUCUGUUUCCGCCGACGAGAACUCAAACCACUCCGCAAGACACGGCGCACUGAUGCUCAGUCAUUAGAGAAACUACGUGGUUUGCGGCGUGACAUUGCUCUUGGUAGUCGGUUAGUGAAUAUGAUCAAAGACAGAGAAGGCACACGAAAGGAGAUUUUAUCUUUAUCAAAUACCCAGUUCGAAAAGAGGUAUUUAAUGAAGAAAAUGCAACAGCGACUUGGUAUUCAGGAAUUCGAUCAGGAUCUUAAAGAGAAAAAGACCCGAAAAAUGUCUUAUACAGACGACAGGGAUAACGGUCAAAUACGAAUAGCGACACGAAGAGGUUCAACUCCCGCAGAUGUUGGAUAUGUAGACCUUACCGAUUAUCCUUACCAAAAACCACGCAAGUCUCUUUCCGUUUCAUACUAUCGCCCCAAUUUACGUAGCCGUACGGACUCCCAAUCACACAGCCAGCCGUUUAGAACGUCAUAUGUCCGCUGCCGUAUCGGGAGAGGUGGUCGUCGGUAUUUGGACCGUCGAAGUCUUAGAUCACCAACUGUAACUGCUUCUACCAAUAAGAACAUAUACACAUACGAUGACUUUAUGUAUGAUAAAGACGAAUUCAGCGACUAUUCAGAUGAUUUGAGCGAUGUACAGCAAGAGGAUCUUGAGAGAAGACUCGCUCGAUGGUCGAUAUUGACAGAGGAAGACUUGCAAAACCUCAGUGCCAGGGUUAGACUACCUCAAGUACAAUUGCACGCCCAGUCGAUGGCACAAUCGAACGACAACCAUAACUAUUCAACGAUCCCAUCGAACGUGAACUUGUCGGCAAACCCGUUCAUUUCAAACGCACACGCCCGUCUUCUCCGACCACCUCAACCAUUACUCAACCGAAUAACUAAUCAAGCUGCUAUAGUAAGACGCCAACAAGUACAGCAACCAUCACCACAGAGAACACAACAUCAGCAGCAACCGCAGCAACAACCGCAGCAGUCGCAACCACAGCAGUCACAGCAACAACAUCAGCAACAGCAGCCGCCGCAACAACAGCCGUCACAGCAACAGCAACCCCAACAGCAGCAGCCACAGCAAGUGCGCCCCAUGCGUGUGGGACCUGAUAGUCAGACAAUACACAGUUUAGUAUCGUCUCCAACAACGAACGUUGUACGCAGUCCGAUGCAAACAGCAGCACAAGUAGUGGGAACUAAUGUUCAUCGGGGAAUACAUAUGUCCAAUAUGCUACAUCGUCCGGUGCAGCUAGCGAACAGUGCUGCUCAACGUCAGAAUCCCAAUUCUAACACUGCUUCUACCACAUCCAAUGGUCUUACAUCGAAUGCGAGUGUCCUCCUAGCCAGUAUGAAAAUGGGGUUGAAUGCCAAACUAGCUCAACGGCUAGUAUUAAAUGGUGUUCCUGGGUUGUCACCAUCAACUCAUCUCCAUACAACGCAUAUCACACAACCACAACAUAUACAAAUACAUUCACCAAUGCUAACUGGACAUCAUAACCCAACCACAAGUUCGCCGCUUAGACAGAAUGUGACUAUAACAGGAAGUCCAUUGAUGGGGAACAAUAAUCUUGUAGGGAAUGGAUCGCCUGUAAGCAUAGCGUCAUCAUUAGGGUCGCAGUAUCACCCAUCAUUAACACAGUCUGUACCUCAAACUUCCACACAUCACCAGAGACCAUCGAGUUGA
Messenger RNA from Paraglomus occultum, 2349 nucleotides. NCBI's taxonomy places the organism in Eukaryota, Fungi, Glomeromycota, Glomeromycetes, Paraglomerales, Paraglomeraceae. The record is from the annotation of a GenBank genome assembly.